This is a messenger RNA of Culex pipiens pallens (northern house mosquito), 946 nucleotides long. RefSeq names its product blastula protease 10-like. The coding region runs from base 61 to 900 and encodes 279 amino acids. The record is from RefSeq and is a predicted model, not a curated record. Gene Ontology annotation, biological process: proteolysis. NCBI's taxonomy places the organism in Eukaryota, Metazoa, Arthropoda, Insecta, Diptera, Culicidae. Gene Ontology annotation, molecular function: zinc ion binding; metalloendopeptidase activity. The transcript is spliced from 4 exons.
UCUAAACCACCAUCACCGACUCGUAAAAGUAAAUUUUGUGCCAUUUAUCAUCUGCUCACCAUGCAAACAACGGUGCUCCUAGCUCUACUCCUUGUGGCGCUCACUGCCGUCCAGGGAAGUCCACUAAAGAGUCGACUUCGCCCCAACACCCCGGAAAACAUCGCACGACUCCGCAACCCACAGCCCGGUGACCUCGCGGAGGAACUGAGUGGCCAGUUCGAGGGUGACAUUGUGCUAACCGAGGAGCAGGAAGAUGCGAUCGUGCGGGGUAAACGAAACGGACUGAUCAGCGCGGCAAAACGUUGGCCCAACAACGUCGUUCCGUACGAGAUCGUCGAGGAGCACUUUACUCCGGAGCAGGUAGCCUACAUCGAGCUGGGGCUUCGAACGCUGGAGCAGCGAUCGUGCCUCCGGUUCCGACGUCGUCAACCCGAUGACGGUGAAUCGUACGUGCGCGUGAUUGGUAACGAAGAUUCAGGCUGUUGGUCCUGGGUUGGUUAUAUGAGUAACGAGUUCCAGGAGUUGCAUCUGAAUCCGAGCGCACCGGAAUCGGGAUGCUUCCGGCUGGCCACGAUCAUGCACGAGUUCCUCCAUGCGCUUGGGUUCUACCACCAGCAGAGUGCUAGUGACCGGGACGAGUUUGUCGAUAUUUUGUUCGAGAACGUUCAGGAUGGUAUGCAGAACAACUUCUAUAUCUAUACGGCGGACGUAGUGACGGACUUUGGCGUGCGUUAUGACUACGGCAGUGUGAUGCACUACGGGCCGUAUUCGUUCAGCAAGAACGGACUGCCGACUAUUGUACCGAAGGAUCCCAAGGCAGAGAUUGGACAGCGCGUUGCUCUCAGUGAGAAGGACUUUUCGAAGCUCAAUCAUAUGUAUGGUUGUUUGAAAAAAGGUUAAAAACAAAUUUGCUUAUCAAUAAAUGUAUUACUGUGUCCUUUUAUUA